Dinoponera quadriceps is the source of this 2243-nucleotide messenger RNA. RefSeq names its product islet cell autoantigen 1 (gene ICA69). The record is from RefSeq and is a predicted model, not a curated record. Gene Ontology annotation, biological process: regulation of transport. Lineage: Eukaryota; Metazoa; Arthropoda; Insecta; Hymenoptera; Formicidae. The transcript is spliced from 6 exons. Gene Ontology annotation, cellular component: Golgi apparatus. The coding region runs from base 259 to 1905 and encodes 548 amino acids. Gene Ontology annotation, molecular function: protein domain specific binding.
GAUUAUCACCCAUCCCAUGUCUAGCCUUCGUGGCUUUCUUGUCAGGUAAACUGUCAUCUCAGGAAUGAUCCAAUCGUUGUAACGGUAUUGGCCGCUUCAAUUUUAUCAAUUGUGCAGUAAACAUUUAAUCCAUGGCGUGCAAAGAACGAUAUAAGUGCACUAUGUGAUAGGUUGAGUUGCGAUACAGUUUCGAAUCCAUGUUCUGCAACUGUAAACACUAACUCACUCGCGCUCCGAUUUAUCAGCAAGUCUUCCGUCAUGAAUGCUUAUAACAGAAAUGCACCAGGUAUAUCAGGAAAUGCCUUUGAUUGUUGGGUUCAGAAAUCUAAUAUGCAUGAUGAUUCGGCUAUAACAAAAAUGCAACAUCAAUUCUGGGUGACAAAGCAGGCUUUGUCCCGGAAGUUGGGAAAAAAGGAAGAUGAAUGUAUAAUUGCUUCGGACGCUGAGCUGGAUGCGAAGUUAGAAUUGUUCCGUAGUAUCCAAGAGUCCUGUUCAUACUUACAGAGAGUUAUCGACAGAUACCAAGAAAGAUUAUGCAAUUUAGCUCAGGAAGAAAAUGCUAUGGGACGUUUUUUGAAAGAUGCUGGUAAACAGGACAAAACCCGUGCUGGCAAAAUGAUGUCAGCAGUUGGCAAGUCUUUAUCAUACUCUGGUCAACAAAGACUUGCAUUGAGAGCACCCUUAGGUCGCUUAUAUCAAGAGGUGGAAACAUUUAGGCAGAGAGCUAUUGAAGACACGUUACAAAAUGUACAGGCGAUGGAAAAAGCUCGUACAGAAUACCGAGCUGCUCUGUCAUGGAUGAAAAAUAUUUCACAAGAAUUAGAUCCAGAUACGUCCAAACAAUUGGAAAGAUUUAGAAAAGUUCAAACACGUGUCAGACAGGGCAAAAUGGCUUUUGACAAUCUGGCUCUCGAUUGUCUCCAGAAGGUUGAUUUAUUAGCAGCAGCAAGGUGUAACAUGUUUAGUCAUGCCUUAGUUUUAUACCAGACGACUCUCCUGAAUUUUACCAAAAAAUCCGCACAAGCGUACUCUGCAAUAGCGAAUAGCUUUAAAGGCUAUCAGCACUAUGACUUUACAGUUGUACGAGAACUAGCUGAAACCUCUAGUAAAUUGGCACAAGAAACUGGCGGUGAUGACGACCCAGAGGAGAAAGACAAAUUACCAUUCUUCGACAUGGACUAUCAUGAUGACGUUGAAGAGGCUCAAGAGGCUACUGCAAAUUCAGAAAAUGCAUCAGAGAAAAAUAAGCAUGAUGAGAAACUCUUGGACAUAGAGGGUGAACCAAAGGACAUACUGAUAGGUUUAGACGCCAUCACAGAUUCGUCUAGGAACGGCGUUGUGCACGAUAGUAAUGACGCAGAAAAUGAGAAAAGCCUCGAAGAAUUCUUUGGAAAUCUAAUCCUGGAGAAAGAUGUCUGCGGUGGCACUGGACAAUUAGUUAAGAAGAGCGGAGAAAACAAUCAUUCUGAGUUCGAUAAAAGUUCCGAGGAGCAGAAGUUGGCGAUGGAUAUAUUCGGGGAGUGCAAUACAAACUUCAGUCUGGCUAAUUUAUCUCCCUUGUCGUUAGAGGCUCAACAGCAGCAGCAAUCGUUAAAUCUGUUGGCCUCCGAAAGCGCAGUGCUCUUCGACGAAAUCCUGAACGAUAAGCAGUGCGCCAAUAACAGUGACUGGGAAGGAAUGUCGAGUGAUACUUUUCUACCGCCAAAUAUUUUGAAACAGAGUCUCGGCGAUGCGGCGCUAGGUAUGGGACAGAAGAAUAGUACAACCAACAACACGGACGACAAAAAAAAGAGUAAGACAGGAAAGCAAAAAGGUAACUCGUGGUUGGACUUGUUCGCAGAAUUGGAUCCGUUGGCUAAUAAUCCAAUGGAGAACCUAUCCGGUGAUAGUAAUGCUUCUGCUUAAUUUGCAAAGUGUUAUAACGGUGCAUCGCUCUGACACGAUCACUUUGUACUUGUAACAAGGAAAAUUAAUCAAGCUAUCAUUUGUCCAAGAGUAUGAUGACGAUGCAGUGAGCGUUCGGUUCACGGUGUUUUCACUUCGUACAUUUUUAUCAGUAUCUACCAGUAAGCUUUUAAAUUUAACAUUCCAGAUUUAUUUUCAGUGAAAUCAUCACAAGAAUCAAAAGUAUUCGCGAAUUACAUGACUUUUCAUAUAAGCUAGAUAUAUUUACCAAAGAUAUGUAAUGUUUUAAUUAAACAUUAUGCUAGUCAUGUUUUCUUUAAAAUAUAUUGCAAAAGAUC